Messenger RNA from Gossypium raimondii (Peruvian cotton), 1002 nucleotides. RefSeq lists its product as uncharacterized. NCBI's taxonomy places the organism in Eukaryota, Viridiplantae, Streptophyta, Magnoliopsida, Malvales, Malvaceae. The coding region runs from base 38 to 547 and encodes 169 amino acids. The transcript has 3 exons. The record is from RefSeq and is a predicted model, not a curated record.
AAUAUAUACAAUUAGAGGACCAAUCUCUAGAGAUAAAAUGGAUGAAGGCGAAACAUGGGGUGGCUUCAACGACUGGGAGCAAGUCAAAGUCCCAACACAUUCAAGCUCAAUCCAUCAUCAGUCCACACCACCAGCUGAACCAGACAUUGUUCAUCGAGGACUCGAAAUGUCAUCGGGUGAUGAAGCAGAGGUUAAUUCAUCAGUCGCCUCUAACAAUGGGGAUGAACCUAAUUCAGGGCCUUUGAAGAAAGCCAACGAGUUUGGUCGAAUCCUGAGUAAUGGGGUAGUAAAAGUUGCUGCUAGACUUGGAUAUUAUUUGCGGAUUUUGCCUUUUGGGGCAACUACUGGUAUUUUAGCCGCUUUGUUGGUGCCAUUUGUGUAUGCUAAAAUGAGGAAAUGGCGUGCAAGAGUCAAGGAAGAGAAGAAGGAUCCCUUGAUUCUUUUGAUUCAAGAGAAAGACCAGAUGAUCAACAAGCUGCUUAUUCAAAUUGCUCAUAUGAAAGAGCUGAUAUCUACACGACGCAGGGUUCCAGUGCUUCGAGUCUAAAUCUAAAUGUUUAUGCUUGUUAUAGAAUAUAUCACGACCCGGCCCGCGAUCCGGUCAGUUGACUUGAAACAGUUCGUGAUCCAGUAUGUUGACCCAAAUCAGCUCACCAGCCUCCAGUAGUUUGCUAACUUAUUGGCUCCCUACCUCUCUAUAAUAGCUCAGCACAUCGUGGUACGGUCUCGUAUACUGCAGGAUUUCAGCAAAGAUAUCUCUAAAGAUAUAUGUCAAGCCUAAAAGAUGUAACAUGUCAUUAUGCAUGUUACCUAAUUACCCCUAACACAUCACAUCAAGUAGUUGUACCUUAUAAAUAUGGAGAAUGACCUCAUGGAACUGUAAAAAGGACCAUUAACAAUGCUAUAGGAUGUUAAUUAUUAAUGCUACUAUAUAUGUUUGAUUUUUGGUUUAGUCAAAUUAAUUAAAUUCAUUGUGUAAAAAAAUUUCAACUAUUAAAUGAA